Molecule: messenger RNA, 1855 nt
Organism: Grammomys surdaster
Lineage: Eukaryota; Metazoa; Chordata; Mammalia; Rodentia; Muridae
Gene: Aurka
Product: aurora kinase A
Exons: 9
Coding region: 30-1217 (395 amino acids)
Biological process (GO): protein phosphorylation; mitotic spindle organization; regulation of cytokinesis
Cellular component (GO): chromosome passenger complex; spindle midzone; spindle pole centrosome
Molecular function (GO): ATP binding; protein kinase activity
Source: RefSeq, a predicted model, not a curated record
UCGGUCGGAACCAGGUUCCUGCCUGUGACAUGGACAGAUGUAAAGAAAACUGUGUCUCCAGGCCUGUUAAGACCACAGUUCCCUUCGGUCCGAAACGAGUCUUGGUGACAGAGCAGAUUCCUUCUCAGAACCUAGGAUCGGCUAGCAGUGGCCAGGCCCAGCGGGUCCUGUGUCCCUCCAACUCCCAGCGUGUCCCUCCACAAGCCCAGAAACUUGCUGCAGGUCAGAAGCCAGGGCUAAAGCAAUUGCCAGCUGCCAGUGUUCCUCGCCCUGUGUCCCGGCUCAGUAACCCUCAGAAGACCGAGCAGCCUGCAGCCUCGGGAAAUAAUUCUGAAAAGGAACAGGCAUCCAUAAAGAAAACUGAAGACACAAAAAAAAGGCAGUGGACUCUGGAAGACUUUGACAUUGGUCGCCCACUAGGAAAAGGGAAGUUUGGAAAUGUCUAUCUGGCCAGGGAGAAGCAGAGCAAGUUCAUCCUGGCUCUGAAGGUGCUGUUUAAGAUACAGCUGGAGAAGGCAGGUGUGGAGCACCAGCUGCGGAGAGAAGUGGAGAUCCAGUCCCACCUGCGGCACCCCAACAUCCUCAGGCUCUAUGGGUACUUCCAUGACGCCACCCGCGUGUACCUCAUUCUAGAAUAUGCGCCCCUUGGAACAGUCUAUAGAGAGCUUCAGAAACUCUCCAAGUUUGACGAGCAGAGAACCGCUACUUACAUCACCGAGUUGGCAAACGCUCUGUCGUACUGUCAUUCAAAGAGAGUGAUUCACAGAGACAUUAAGCCAGAGAACCUGCUGCUUGGGUCAAAUGGAGAGUUGAAGAUUGCAGACUUCGGAUGGUCUGUUCAUGCUCCGUCUUCCAGGAGAACCACGCUGUGUGGCACCCUGGACUACCUGCCCCCAGAGAUGAUUGAAGGCCGGAUGCAUGAUGAGAAGGUGGACCUCUGGAGCCUCGGUGUUCUCUGCUAUGAGUUCCUAGUGGGGGUACCUCCUUUUGAGGCACAGACUUACGAGGAGACGUACAGAAGGAUAUCUCGGGUUGAAUUCAGAUUCCCUGACUUUGUGACGGAGGGGGCCAGGGACCUCAUUUCAAGACUGUUAAAACACAAUGCAAGCCAAAGGCUAACACUGGCAGAAGUCCUUGAACAUCCUUGGAUCAAAGCUAAUUCCUCCAAACCUUCAACUGGCCACAAAAGCAAAGAGCCAACUAGCCAAUCAUCUUAGGGAAUCUGGAGCCAUGGGCACUGUGCAACUGUGAGAAACGCCCCACUGAAGCCACGCCCCAUUGAAGCCACGCCCCCACUGAAGCGGUGCUGUCCUCAGGGUGCCUUGCUGGGCAACUAGUCCUUGGCCUUACAUCAGGAAACACCACCUGUUGCUCAGCCCCCAAGAACCAUGCUGCUUUUCCUGAUUUAGUAAUCUGGAGGGAAGGUUUCACUACAGCUCUUCCCCCCUAACCCCCACACCCUGCCUAUGCCCCAAGGUGUCCUUGUGGGGGUCUCACUGUGGGCAAGUUAGCAGGGAUCACCUGCGUUGUAGCCUUCAAGUGCCAGAGUGUGUGUGUAACUUAUUGGGUCGCCAGGCCUGGGGAAGCUGUUGGAAUGGAUAUGUUAUCUUUUAAGUGUCAAAAUAAAGGUUUGUAUAGACUUUGUUUUUAAGUGACACCCAUUCAGGCCCUCUUGUUUUCAGCCUUCUGAAGCCCACGUGGGAUUCAGAUCCUCAACCACUGUUACGGAGCCUGUGCUUGACCUCUGUCUUGGGACCUGACUCAGGUGUCUCUGGAUGUUAAAGGCUAUGUUUUAUGUUGGUGUUCUGUCAUGUAUGCAAACUUGUUAAAUAUAUAACUAUAUGUAUAACAUCUA